AUGUCAACUCACCCUCACUAUGCGCCGUCAUCACUUCCUUCUUUGCGCAAACCUGAUGCCGCCGAUUUCGAGCCAGAUGAGGAGUGGAAAGCUCAGCUGAAGAAGAGAAUCGAGGAAGGCCUUCAAUCCAUGGUGCAAGAAGCAAAGGACAACCAGCUAGCCGAGCUCAGGAAGGCACCUGUCAGUGUGGAGGCUCGUGGGCGUCUUGAGGAUGAAUACAAGCAGGCGAUGAGUAACAUCAAAGAAUUAGCCAACGAACAAUAUCAGCAGGAGCUCGAUCGUGAACGAAACCAACGUCGGUGGACUGCAGGGGCGCCUGUGUCGCCUGAAUGGCUCCAGAUUCUGCAGGAGGAGCAACACGGUAUCAUGAACAAUAUCAAGCACACCGCUGACAAUGCUGCCAGCGCAAGCCCCACAGAAGAAAGGCGCCCAAAUGCUUCCAAUCGGCCUACGAGCGUCUCGCCGCCUUCUGAACCACCGCCUCCUCCACAAGCGCCGCCGCCGCCACCGUCUCCGCCACCGCUACCCCAGCAGCCGCAGGGUCGAGCAGAGCGCGAGAAACCACCAGUCCUUCCUUCAACGCCUCGGAGUGCUCGUAGGGGGUCAGACACGCGUAGCACUGCGUCUCGCGAUCGCGACGAGUAUCCUGCGAGUCAUCGCCGACAAUACGGUCCCAAUCUUGAGCGGCCAACUGUGGUCGACAGCCCUACCACUCCUUCCGAAAUUAUUGACGAACCCGAACAGAUGGUUCGACCUCCACCUCAGCGAUCUUCCAGACCCCCCGCUGAUCCUUCUGCUGAUGCACCUCGAUGGGAUUCGUCCUUAGGCCGGUCUUCCUCACGCUCUGCCUCCGGCAAUGCCGCUCGCUCUCCCCCGAAAGCGAUGCCCGAAGUAUGGACGCCAACCGUCACCCAGGCAGAAGAUGCUGCAGCGUCCAAGCAACCGUACAGCAACCUCGGCAGACGUGGCAGCACCGCAAGUAUGAGAUCGACUGGAUCAGGCACAAGCAUACGACCGUCCAUUACUGAAACCAUCCCUGAACGGGCGGACGACGACGCCGAAGACACUUCUAGCAGCAAGGAUCGCGAACGAGAGCGGAAUCACGACCAGGAUAAGGCCAAGAAACUAACAGACAAGGCCAGGGACAAGGAGAAGCGUCGUAGGAGCAGCCGUCCGAGCCCCGUCGACCCCAGCAUUUACGACGACCCGCCACUCGGUUCAUCGGCUCCGCGGCCCUCUGGAUCGUCCUCAGCGACGAUGCAAUAUGCCACGUCUAACCCUCCACCCAAAUCUCUUUCGUCGAAGGCAUCUUUUCCUGACGGUGACGAACGGUAUCAUCCCUCUGACCGCGGCAAGGCAAUACCUUACCUUGAUCCUCGUGAUCAGCAUCCACCCGGUCGCGACAUACCGUAUUCACAUCGAGAAUCACCGUACUCAGCACCUCUUUCGCGUCCACCACCUCCGAGAUCUCCGUAUGGAGGUGACGAUAGGGAUUACAACCCACCCUACCCUCCUAUGAACAGACCGCCCAUCCCCAAGCCACCUUUUCCUAGCGAGAGGGAUUACCAUCCACCCAUGGUCCAUAAAUCUUCUUUUACUUAUGAAGAUAGAAGGCGACCUGACUGGGAACGAAAUGCAGCCUGGGAGGGUGAUCGAUGGGAGGGUGAUCGAGAACAUCCUAGUUAUAGGGAUUGGGGAUAUAGAGAGAGGGACAGAGAUAGGGAUAGAGGUUACGUCGACCCUCGCUACCCUGGGCAUUCUCCAUAUUCAGCCCGCUCUGGUUAUCCUACCCCUCCUUCCAGCGCUCAGAGACAUGCAUCACACGACUACCUCCCAAUGAAUGAUCUUUACGACGAGCCCGACAACGUUCCGCCUCCGCCUCGUGGAUACGACCGCUAUCGAGGUCAUCCUCCUGAUGAUUGGAUCUAUGAUAGACCAGAUAAUGCGCGUCCUCUGCCUAGUCGUCAGCCUUCUUAUAGAGAGGACCCCGAAAGACGAAUGGCUCCAGAUAUCGAACCCUAUCCUGGUCGUGUAUAUGGUCCUCCUCCGUCUAGCAGCGUACCCAUUCCGCGUCACGGACCCAGCGCCGAAGACUUGGGUCCAGGUUGGCAAGGCUGGGCUGCGGAGGGUGGUUUGCGCCGUGAGCACCUCCCAGCUCGUUCGCCAGCUGCUGCGGACCACUUCGCUCGUCAGCGCCACCGGCCAGGCCCGGCGUACAGCGCCAGCCAGCGGGACGACCAGCAACCAGAUCAACUUGCUCUGAGACGCGAUGCGCACGCUGACGACAGUGAUGACGAUGACGCCGCGGAAACGGAAUCAGACGACGAACCUCACAGAGCUGCUAGCAACGAGCAGACAGACGAGGACGAGGACGACGGAGACAACGGGGAUGACGAGUUGGAUAUCCAAGCUCGGAGACUGGAGCAGGAGAGAAAGGAGGCAGAUGAGAAGAUCAGGGCGAAAGCGGCCGAGAUCAAGCGUCUUGGAGAAGAGGAGAAGCGGUUGGAGGAGGAGUCGAGGAGGAAGGAGGAGGAAGUAAGGAGGAAGGAGGAGGAGUUCAAGCGGAAGGAGGAGGAGGCUAAGAGGUUAGAAGAGGACGCGAGAAAGAAGGAGGAGGAGGCCCAGAGGAAGGAGGAAGAGGCGAAGAGGAAGGAGGAAGAGGCGAAGAAGAAAGAGACGGAGGCGAAGAAGAGGGAGCUGGAAGCGAAACGCAAGGCAGACGAUGCGAAGAGGCUGGAAUUUGAGGCUUCGCGGAAGGCCGAGGAGGCGAAACGGAGAGAGGAGGAAGUCAGGAAGAAGGAGGAACAGACGAGGCAGAAGGAAGCGAAGUUGAAGGAGGACGCAGAGAGGACCCGCAAGCUGCAAGCAGAGGCUCGGCGUAUCGCCGACGACGCUCGCAAGAGGCAGGAGAAUCUCAGGAAGCUGGAGGAGGAAAUUCAGGAGAGGGAGAAAGCUUUGUUUCAGCGCGAGGAAGAACUCAAGCGCCGCGAAGAGGAGGCAAAGAAGAAAGACGAGGAAGCAAGAGCGAAGGAGGCAGAGGCGGAGCUCUUGAGGGAGGAGGCUAGGUUGAAGGAAGAGGCUGAGCGAGCGCAGGAGGAGUUACGGCAGAGGGAGGAGGCACGGCAGAAGGAAGAGGCCCGCCAGAAGGAGGAGGCGAAGCGGAGGGAAGACUCGAGGCGGAAAGCUGACGAGGCGAGACGCAAGGAGGCAGAGGCCAGGAGGAAGGAAGAAGACGCCGCCAAACGACAAAGGGAGGAGACGCGGGCUAAAGAAGAACGGAUUCGAGAGGAGAAAUUCCGUCAUGAACAAGAGGUCCGCAAUCAGAUGGAUCGGGACGCCGAAGCGAAACGCCAGGAGCAGGAGGCCAAACGACAAGAACAGGCCCGGAAAGAACAAGCCCGGCGGCAGGAACAAGACGCCAGACGCCAGAGCAACAACUCCCCUGCGCUCGAUUUCCAAGAUAUCGAAGAGAUCGAUCCAAAGAUUCGGGAAGAGCAAGCGUACCUUUGGCAGCAGGCGCAGUAUCGCAAGAAGGCGGAAGAUAUUGCGCGUCGUGUUGAGGAACGCCGACGCAACGACAGCUUUGGGACCGAUGGAGGAUGGCCCGCACCUGGCACUUCUCCUGGUGUGUCAAGAUCACCUCCUCAGUUCAAUAGUCCAGCCAGCGCAAGCUCACCUUGGGGUGCUUCUUCUUCGCCUUGGUCUGCGUCUUCGAAACCUACGAGCAUUCCUUCUCCAUCGACGGCCAGAUCUUCGAACAGUGUCCCUCUCCCCAACGGGAAACCUCGUAACGGUUCCGUCAGCUCGGGUACUUACCCCGCUGGUGCUUCUCCUCAUUCCGUUACUCCUCUCUCAGAGGCUGACUGGGCUCGUCGGCAUGCUGAAUUCACGAACGAACAGCAGGAGAAAUUCCGGCGUGAACAAGAGAAGAUAGAAGCUGAGCGUCAGUUACGAUCGGCCGGCAAACCUCUCGGCCGCGAAGACAUCCAGCGGGUCUUCGAGCACCACGAGAAACAGUGGGCCCGACUGCCUACUCUUCCCGAACUUACGUGGAUGGACUUCCCCUGGCCCAUGAUGAAGCCUCCGCAGACCCCAGACGACAUCUCAGCUAUACUGAUUACCGCCUACUUCCAAUCUCCUCUGUGGCCCGAGAAGGACAAGGGAAAGACGCCCAAAGAUCGUAUCAAGGACCACAUGAGGCGGUGGCAUCCAGACCGCUUCGAGUCAAAGACCCUCCCGCGCGUUGUCGAGGCGGAGAAGGAGAAGGUUAGGCAGGGGGCAGGGAACGUAGCUCGUCAUCUCAACGACCUGUUGAGGAAGGAGAACGAGGGCAGUAGCAAUAAUCUAUUUGGCGACUAA
Messenger RNA from Cyclocybe aegerita, 4359 nucleotides. Lineage: Eukaryota; Fungi; Basidiomycota; Agaricomycetes; Agaricales; Hemipholiotaceae. The record is from the annotation of a GenBank genome assembly.